Dermatophagoides pteronyssinus (European house dust mite) is the source of this 509-nucleotide messenger RNA. Its product is annotated as protein Skeletor, isoforms B/C-like. The record is from RefSeq and is a predicted model, not a curated record. Lineage: Eukaryota; Metazoa; Arthropoda; Arachnida; Sarcoptiformes; Pyroglyphidae.
UCCUUCAAAUAUUCGUUUUGUUAUUACCACUGAUUGAUUGAAAAAUGUUUUGGAAAAUUUGUUUAGCGAUCAGUUUCAUUGCUGUACUGACCAAUGCUCAGCAACAAGAACAAGAACAAUUUCUCGGUGAUUUACCCAGCUAUGAUCAUGGUGUUAGUGGUAAAGUUUAUGCAAUUAAUGAUCGAACAAUAAUCCUACGAAAUCUAAAUUAUGAUGGUCAAGCACCGGAUGCUUUUUUCUGGAUUGGAACAACAAAAAAACCCGGUGUAACUGGUCAACCAAUUCCCGAUGAAAAUGGUUCAUUAAAACCAUUGAAAGGUUAUCGUAAUGCAAAUAUUACAUUACAAUUACCAGCAGGUAAAACGCUUCGUGAUAUAAAACAUUUUGGUAUUUGGUGUCGAGCAUAUCAAAUUGAUUUUGGUCAUGUUAAAAUUAAUUAAAAAUUAAAAAAAAAAUUAAAUUUCAUUGAAAAUUUGAUUAAUUUACAAUAAAAGAAAUGAAUAAACAUU